AUGGAAAAUGCUGACCCGAACAUCACCAGAGUCCAGCACGUCGCGAAAUCAUCGUCCGACCAGCUUCUGAGGAAAUUCGCCGUGGUGGGUCCCGAUAAAAACGACAAAUUUGCAGCCAAGGACCUGAGACUGGCCAAGCGGGUAAAGCGAAAAGUUUGUGCUGGCCAUGGUAGUAGCUUACCGGAGAAAAAAUCGCUUCUUGGUCCCCUUAAUGUUCAUAAAUCAGCCGCAUUGUUUCGGAGGCUGGGGAUGAGCAAGGCCAAGAUCAGGGCCAGGGAGAUUAAGAACAAGUCGAUCAUAACUGCACUUGAGAAGACAUGGCGAAGAACUGUGGAAGGGGCAUCGAGGGUGCUGAUGGAGAAUCAUUACAACCGACACAAACGCCUGAUAAACGACUCGUACUAA
Messenger RNA from Striga hermonthica, 405 nucleotides. The record is from the annotation of a GenBank genome assembly. Lineage: Eukaryota; Viridiplantae; Streptophyta; Magnoliopsida; Lamiales; Orobanchaceae.